Molecule: messenger RNA, 1649 nt
Organism: Nymphaea colorata (pocket water lily)
Lineage: Eukaryota; Viridiplantae; Streptophyta; Magnoliopsida; Nymphaeales; Nymphaeaceae
Exons: 5
Coding region: 77-784 (235 amino acids)
Biological process (GO): regulation of cilium movement
Source: RefSeq, a predicted model, not a curated record
UGUGAGGAAGAAGUAAUCGAUAGGUUCGGCACGUUUUGCGCCCACGAGAGAGAGAGAGAGAGAGAGAGAGAGAGAGAUGGUGCGAAUCCACGUUCAGCAGGGUCCCGAGAGGCAGUUCCUGUACGAGUGCUCAGCCACUGCUCGUGUCGGCGACGUCGCCAAGGCCCUUGUCCAAACCCACAACCUUCAGCUCACAAUCCGACGCCUCAUCCUCCAAGCACGAAGGCAACUCCGUCCGGAUAGUGAUCACCCUGAUGCCGGCGGCGCUAGUACUGGCAACAGCUGCAAAACUGGUGAGAGAAGAGAUUCAGGCGCUGGUUUGGAACGAGCAAUAUCAGAAGCUGAAGCGUAUAUUUCGAAGGAACAAGUACUUCACGGGAAGCUUGCAUCACCUCUAUUGCUAAAAGACCAUAUUCAGAAUAUUGAAAGAGAAAUUGCCAACUAUUCUUUCGAGGCGCUUGAACAUACUUCUUUUCAACCCGGAACUUGCGAAGAUGAAGGUCUGGAGUUUCUGCAUGAGGAUGAAACACGAAUAUGGUGGGCCGGAAAGGAACUUCAAAAAACCAAAGCGUUGUCCGAAUAUGUCGGUAAAAAUGAGAAAACAAAGAUUGUAGUCAAAUUGGAGCCUUCAUCUCCUGAACCAUCACUUUGUUCUUCUGUAAGUACUUUUUUUGUCUUCUCUGGUGCUUUUAGUAAAAGGUGGUUGCUCAUUCAUUCUUGGGACUGUGUCACAAGAGAGAAACAAAGAAAGAAGCAAACCUGUUCCUCAAGCCAUUUAUGCUAGCUCAUAACCAUCCAAUACUGGAUUAAUCCGCACUGCAAAAGAAUAUAAAGCUCUGGAGUUGGUUUCCAUUUCUCAAAAAUGGAGCAUGUCUCACAUUCCAAGUCUUACACUACUGGUUGUAGCUACCAUCUCAAUAACUUGCUAUUUUUUUGCCUGUUGGCUCAUUUCGUGUUGCCAUUAUGAAGGCUUUUGUCAAAAUAUGAAAUUGUAUACUUUGAGGUGAACAAUCUGACAACUUUGAGACCUCCAAUUCGUGAAGAUAUGCUGCUCAUUUUAUCAUGCAAACUGGUUACAUUCAUUUUUUAUCAUCGCUCACUCUGCAGUGUGGUUUUCUUUGUUUUUUCCUUCUUUUCUUUCUGUUUUCCAAAUGGGGAACGGGACACGAUCGUAGGACUCCAACAAAAGGUAACCACGGUAAUGCAUCGAUUGGUUGGCGAACAAGGUGUGACCCCUUUAGAUCCCUUUGCAUUGACUAGCAGAUACUCUCAUUCAGUCAAAUCAACAGUCUUUCUUUUCAUCAAAUCAUUGCUUCAUUAUUUGGCAGGUAGAUCAAGGAAUCCUGGACGAAAAGCGUGACAUUUCUAUAUGCUUCUCUGGUUUUUGAGCUGAACUUCUAUGAUCUGCAUUAAGGCCUGGGACGACUUGUAUUGCAUGCUUGUCAGGAUGUACUGCUCUUUUCUAAUUUUCCUUUUUUUUUUCUAAAUGUUCACAUGAUGUCCACAAUUUUCUUACGAACAAUCUGUGCACUGAAAGAUGUUUGACCCAGCUAGCCUUGCGGAUGACAACCUUUCUUGUACCCCAUGGAGGGGAACAUGCUGAAAUUAAGCUCAUCUUAGUGCUGAUUAAAGUGGCAAUUCUGGUCAAA